Molecule: messenger RNA, 843 nt
Organism: Sphenostylis stenocarpa
Lineage: Eukaryota; Viridiplantae; Streptophyta; Magnoliopsida; Fabales; Fabaceae
Source: the annotation of a GenBank genome assembly
AUGGAUGCAAAACCUCCUCAACUUGCUUCACAACCUUUGAACUAUCAGACAUGGUUCUUGAAAGUUUCCAUCCACUGUGAAGGUUGCAGGAGGAAAGUAAAGAAAGUUCUGAAGAACAUUGACGGUGUUUUCACUGCAACAAUAGACCCACACCAACACAAAGUAACAGUCACUGGAAACGUUGCUGUUGAGACCCUUCUCAAGAAGCUGGUCAGAGCCGGAAAACACGCCGAGAUUUGGCCGGAGAAUCUCGACGGCGAGGGAAAAAUCUCUGGCAAUGGGCAAAAGAAAAAGAAGGGGAAUGAAGCAAGAGAACUACAGAGCUUGGAAAAACACAAGGGAACUGAAAAUGCUUCCGCCAAGUGUACCAGUGAGAACAAGAGCAGCAGCAACAACUUGCCGGAAAAGGCCUCCUCCGGUGAGCAGGUUUCGUCCGAGGGUGGUCGGAGCGAGGGUGGUCGGAGCGAAGGUGGUAGUUCUUCUGCUAAGAAGAAGAAAAAGAAAUUGCAGAGUGGUGGUGGCAACAGAAACAGUGGUUUGAGUUCAGCAGCAGCAGCAGCAUUUAGUGGUGCACCUGCACACAGUGGAUUGCAGUUUCAGGAUCUCAUGGGCCCAGUGAAUAUGAGCCCUACACGUCAGCAAUCGUUUUUGUAUUCAGAAAGUGGUUACCCCCUUAUGGUUUACGUUGCAGCUUAUAACAGAUUUUAUCCUUCGUACUACGUUCCAUCUUCACCCUACACGUGUGCUGGUCUAAUCCAAGACUGUAAUCAAUUUCAAUCGGCACCGUCUGUUUUCUUCGAGAUCUUCAGUGAUGAAAAUGUUAACGGUUGUUCUGUUAUGUGA